CGCGGCGGUGGGUGGUGGCGGCGCCAUCUUGCGCGGUGCGGAUUGAAUGAGCGCGCCGAGCCGGGGCCACCGUCGCGAUCCGAGCAGGCCGCGAGCAGCAGUAGCCAUGGCCUCGCCGGUGCCCAGCCGUGCUGGCGGGUCCGCUACGCCGCUGUCGCCCACGCGCCUGUCGCGGCUGCAGGAGAAGGAGGAGCUGCGGGAGCUCAACGACCGUUUGGCGCACUACAUCGACCGCGUCCGCGCGCUCGAGCUCGAGAACGACCGGCUGCUGCUCAAGAUCUCGGAGCGCGAGGAAGUGACCACCCGCGAGGUGAGCGGCAUCAAGGCACUGUACGAGUCGGAGCUGGCGGACGCCCGAAGGGUCCUGGACGAGACGGCCUGCGAGCGUGCCCGGCUGCAGAUCGAGAUGGGGAAACUGAGAGCCGAGCUGGAGGAAGUCACCAAGAGUGCCAAGAAGCGGGAGGGCGAGCUCACGGUGGCCCAGGGCCGCGUGAAGGACCUGGAGUCCCUGUUCCACCGGAGCGAGGUGGAGCUGGCCACCGCCCUCAGUGACAAGCGCAGCCUAGAAGGCGACGUGGUGGAGCUCCAGGCGCAGGUGGCCAAGGCAAGGGAUGGUCACACGGUGGCCAAGCAGCAGCUGGAGAAGGAGACGCUGAUGCGCGUGGACCUGGAGAACCGCUGCCAGAGCCUGCAGGAGGAGCUGGACUUCCAGAAGAGUGUGUUUGAGGAGGAGGUGCAGGAGACACGGAGGCGGCACGAGCGGCGCCUGGUAGAGGUGGACAGCAGCCGGCAGCAGGAGUACGACUUCAAGAUGGCACAGGCGCUGGAGGAGCUGCGCAGCCAGCACGAUGAACAAGUGCGGCUCUACCGGCUGGAGCUGGAGCAGAGCUACCAGACCAAGCUGGAGAACGCCAGGCUGAGCUCCGACCAGAACAACAAGGCAGCCAGUGCCGCCCGGGAGGAGCUAAAGGAGGCACACAUGCGCAUUGAGUCCCUCAGCUACCAGCUGUCCAGCCUCCAGAAUAAGGCCAGUGCUGACGAGGAGCAUAUCCGGGAGCUGGAGGCAGCCAUGGCUGGGGAGCGGGACAAGUUCCGAAGUGUGCUGGCUGCCAAGGAGCAGGAGAUGACACAGAUGCGAGACAUGAUGCAGCAGCAGCUGGCUGAGUACCAGGAGCUGCUGGACGUGAAGCUGGCGCUGGACGUGGAAAUCAGUGCCUACCGAAAGCUGCUGGAGGGCGAGGAGGAGCGGCUGAAGCUGACACCCAGCCCGUCCACGAGGGUCACCAUCUCACGGGCUACCUCAAGCAGCAGCACCAGCAGUGUGUCCACUGCCAGCCGCCCAGGCCGCAGCAAGCGCCGGCGGCUCCAGGCAGAGGAGACUCCAGGCAGUGGCUCUAGCUCAAGCGGCAUUGGCUCGGGCAGCAGCAGUGGUGGCAGCAGCAGCUUCCGCCUGGCACAGCAGGCCUCAGCCACGGGAGGCAUCAGCAUCGAGGAGGUGGACAUGGAAGGCAGGUUCGUGCGACUGAAGAACCACUCGGAUAAGGAUCAGUCCCUGGGCAACUGGAGGAUCAAGAGGCAGGUCUUUGAAGGGGAUGAGAUUGCCUACAAGUUCACACCCAAAUACGUCCUACGGGCCAGUCAAACGGUCACGGUAUGGGCAGCAGGCGCAGGGGUUCAGGGAAUGGCUGUGCAAACUCCUCGGUCCCGCGUGCGCAUGCGCAGCCUCGAGCCCGGUUUGGGGGUCUAG
Molecule: messenger RNA, 1747 nt
Organism: Heterocephalus glaber (naked mole-rat)
Lineage: Eukaryota; Metazoa; Chordata; Mammalia; Rodentia; Bathyergidae
Source: RefSeq, a predicted model, not a curated record